CACACCUCACCUUCCCCUUGCAAAUACAAUUGCACACAAAAGCACACACAUGCACAUGCACAUGCUUCAUUUUACAGGAAAUUUGCUGAAGGCAAAUGUACAGAAACAAGGUGAAAUGUGCUAGCCUCUCUUUCAUGACCAUAUGAACCAGACAAGAGUCACUGUUAACAUCUCACAGCAGUUAUUCAUUAUGGAGGAAGCGCAUACAGAAAGAAUGGAAGCAACAACAGUAAGCUAUUACUACCAACUUGAAGACCACAUGUGCGAUACUGAACAUUCAAACUUGAACUCGGAUUUCAAGGCUGCCGCUUUCUACCUGGUCUUUGUGCUUGGCCUUGUCGGGAACAUCACCAUCUUAUGGGUUCUCCUGAAAGUCAUGCAUCUGAAAACUUUGACAAAUGUUUGCCUGCUGAAUCUGGCUCUGUCUGAUCUGCUAAUGGUCCUUUCGCUGCCCAUCUGGGCUUUGUACACUCAAGGUCAUUACCUCACAGGCAAUGCUAUGUGUAAGGUUAUAGCAGGUGUAUAUCAGGUGGGGCUUUACAGCGGUAUCCUGUUUGUUACCCUGAUGAGCGUGGAUCGCUAUCUGGUUAUCGUACAUGCCGUGGCAGUGCUUGGUGCGAAGAUGCUGCGUUACGGAGUUGUGGUUAGUCUCAUCAUAUGGGUGGUUUCAAUCGCGGCUGCUCUGCCUGAGGUCAUCUAUGCAGCGAUGGUGACGGAGGACAACACCACCAGCUGCCAGAGACUCUAUCCUGAAGAAUCAGCACAGAAGUGGAAGCUUUUCCGCAACUUUAGCGAAAACUCUGUUGUGCUUUUCGUCUCCUUGCCGAUUAUAAUCUACUGCUACAUCCGGGUCCUAAGGGUGGUGCAAAGGACAAAAAACAAAAAAAGGGAUCGAGCUAUAAAACUCAUUUUAGCUAUCGUUGCAGUGUUCAUGGUCUUCUGGGUGCCCUACAAUGUGGUUGUGUUCCUGAAGACCUUGCAAGAGUUUGGCAUACUGAGAAGCUGUGUGCCGUUUUAUCAUAUCAACAGGGCCAUGGAUCUGACAGAGAUGAUCGCGCUGACGCACUGCUGCAUAAAUCCAGUGAUUUAUGCAUUUGUCGGAGAAAAGUUUCGAAAAUGCCUCGCAAGUGUGUUUUCAAAAUGUCUACGAUCUGCAAAGAUCUACCAGUUCGACUCGCUUAAAACCCAAUCAAAUCAUUCAAAGGUUUCAGAUAAUGACACCUCCAAUACAGGUUUUUAAAGAACUGAUAUUUUUCUUCUCUUUUUUACACCACACAUCAAACAGUAUAUAGUUACACGGUACAACAACACACAGUUUAAAAAUAUACAAAAAUAAUGUUAAUAUUUUCUAAAUGUGACCUUGUCUGUGAAAACCCAGCUAAAGUUUGUGUUUUACUGUUUUCUACAUAAAAUCAUCCUAUAUAAUGUAAAGAAUAUUGUGUGAAAAUAUAACCUUGAUAUUUUAAAUAUUGAGUAAGAUCAUGACAAAGAUUGAAAUCAAUGUGAAAUCACAGACAGGGUCAGACAUACACUGUAUGUAAAUUAUGUUUAAAAUGAAUUUUAAGUGAAAUUUUAAGUAAAAAAACUAAAAUUUUUAAGUGUUACUAAUUAAAUUAAUUAAGUUGAUCCAACUUUUCUUUUUUUACAGUGUAAGAAAAAAGUUUUUUUUUGAAACUGCAAUGUAAAAAAAUGCAGUAUGAAGUUAAAAAAAACUUGGUUUUGCAAGUCAAAACCUAUUUUAGGUUUUGACAUAAAAAACUUGACAUAACAAAUUAAUUUAAAAUCUAUUUUAACUUGUUUUAAGUUAAAGUUACAUAAAAAUCUAUGUUGAUUUGACAAAAAUGUUGAAUUUUUUUACAGUGUGCUGUUUUUAAAGCUUAUUGUGUAGUUUUUGUAAGCUUUGUUUUUGUAAAUAUUUUGUCCUACUUUUUAUCAUAAUGUUUUAUCCUAAGAAAUGUUUUUGUUGUUUUAGGCAAUAUUAUAUAAGUGUUACUACCUCAAGAAAAUCAAGAAAAUAGCUAUUACUGUUAAAAACAAAUUAUAAAAAUUCCCAUUUGUCUCAAGUUGAUACAGGAGAUUCUUGUAUUUGUGAUCAAUUUCGUGUCUAUAAAGUAAUUCACAAUGGCUGUAAAAUGAACUAAUGCAUUAAUGUGAUACAUCUACCUUCAUAAUCAUUACCACAUUUGCUCUCACCACAUACCGUGCCGAAGCAUUUAGCACUGCUAUGUACUGCGCAGUGAAUAACCACAAGAGUUUGAAAGAAAGACCUCCUUAACCACACAUAUCGAAGGUAAAACUCAAUUUAAAUACAGCUAUUCUUUCUUUUUGUAUUAUUUUCUGCAUCGCAUUUAAUCCAUAAGUUACUCAUUCAUCAAUGUAUUAAUAAACA
Messenger RNA from Misgurnus anguillicaudatus (oriental weatherfish), 2389 nucleotides. Its product is annotated as C-C chemokine receptor type 4. The record is from RefSeq and is a predicted model, not a curated record. Gene Ontology annotation, biological process: immune response; positive regulation of cytosolic calcium ion concentration; G protein-coupled receptor signaling pathway. Lineage: Eukaryota; Metazoa; Chordata; Actinopteri; Cypriniformes; Cobitidae. Gene Ontology annotation, cellular component: external side of plasma membrane; membrane. Gene Ontology annotation, molecular function: C-C chemokine receptor activity; C-C chemokine binding.